AUGCUCUUCAAUUUAAUAAGGUUCUUUCUCCGCAUCUCAUCCCCAUUCAACUGUUUUUGCGUGUGCGCCAUGUCAUUUGUACUAAAAUCUCCCCCCUCUCCAUGCAUCUCCCCACCAUGGACCAGUGCGGACGGGGCGGAGGUGAUAGCGGCACAGCACAGGUGGAUGGAGAGGGAGGCGGAGCUUGCACAGGCCAGACCAUGCCGGCACAGAUGUGCCUUCCCCAGCAGCGGAAGUGACUCAGAAGGUUCUGAUUCCUUUGAAGAUGCAGCACCGCUGUUCCGCAACCCAAAUCAUGGUGCUGGGUGGGGGAGAGGGGAUAGAGGAGGGGAGGACGAGGAAGAUGAGGAGGAAGAUGAGGAGGAGGAGGAAGAGGAGGAAGAUGAGGAGGAGGAAGAGGAGGAUGAAGAGGAAGAGGAAGAUGACGAGGAUAGAGAUGGAAGGAGGGGAAGGAUGUUGUGGUAA
Molecule: messenger RNA, 465 nt
Organism: Closterium sp. NIES-65
Lineage: Eukaryota; Viridiplantae; Streptophyta; Zygnematophyceae; Desmidiales; Closteriaceae
Source: the annotation of a GenBank genome assembly